This is a messenger RNA of Humulus lupulus (European hop), 858 nucleotides long. RefSeq names its product zinc finger BED domain-containing protein RICESLEEPER 2-like. Gene Ontology annotation, molecular function: DNA binding. Bases 1 to 858 code for a protein of 285 amino acids. The record is from RefSeq and is a predicted model, not a curated record. The transcript has 2 exons. NCBI's taxonomy places the organism in Eukaryota, Viridiplantae, Streptophyta, Magnoliopsida, Rosales, Cannabaceae.
AUGCUGCCUAAUUGUGAUCCUAAAAAGCCAAGGGCUGCUUGCAAUUAUUGUGGCAUAGAUUAUGCGGCUGAUACAAAGUUGAAUGGGACUAGCACACUAUGGGCACAUGUGGAGAGAAAAUGUAAGAAGUGCCCUUUCAGUGACUGGGUUGAGCAAAGUAAGAAGCAACAAUCAACUAUGGACAGAUUCACUAAAAAGACAACAACCUACAACGAAGAAGAAGUUACUUCAAGUGGGCUACCACUAAGGUUUAAUCAAAGUGUUGUUAGGAAAGGGAUCGCUGAAUAUACCAUUAUGCAUGAUCUAUCCUCUAGGCACAAGAGAAUUAUCAACUUUAUCCAAGUUCCUAGCCAUAAAGGGGACUUGGUGGGGAAAGAGUUGAUAAAUUGUCUUAAUGAGUGGGGUAUCUCCUCAAUUUUUGCAGUGAUAGUUGACAAUGCCUCCUCAAAUGACAUUGCUCGUAGAAAAUUGAAGGGGCACUUGUUGAACAAAGACAAUACAAUUCCAUUGAAUGGCGAAAUGUUUCAUAUGAGGUGUUCAGCUCAUAUUUUGAAUUUGAUAGUAACUGAUGGGUUGAAAGAGUUGAAUGAUGCAAUUUCAAGCAUUCAAAAUGCGGUGAGAUAUGUGCGGUCAUCUCCAGCUAGACUGAAAAGAUUUAAAGAAAGUUGCAAGGAUACAAACAUUGAAUCAAAAGCCUUGUUAUGCUUGGAUGUGGUUACUAGGUGGAACUCCACCUACUUGAUGUUAGAAUCUGCUAUAAAAUUCAAGAAGGCUUUUGAGAAUUUGGAAGCAGAUGCGAGCUACACAAAGUACUUUGAUGAAGAAAGAAUGGAUGGCCCACCAACCAACCUAGACUAG